UGGCAGGAGCGAGUCCCCCGGGUGCUCGCCUCCCCCGCACCUUUUGAACUUGUUGCUGCUGCUCGGCUCGCCUGCGCCUGGCUUUUGGAAGGUGAAAAGGAGGAGGGAGGCACGGAGGGAUGGGGGAAGGGGAAGAAGAGCUCGCUUGAGCUUUAUUUAUGCUCCCUCGGCGCAUCGGAUUCGGCUGCUCGCGAGCUGCUGUCUCGGCUUUUCCCUUUCCGGGUGCACGGCGAGGAGAAAGUCUCUAUGCAACUCAGCCCUGGCGCGCACUCUGCCAGGUAUGUACCGCGGGCGAGGCGCGUUCUGCGCGGAAGCAGAUGCCGCGGCGGCGGCGGCGGCUGCCAGCUCCUGGGCUCUGUAACUGUCACACUGUACUCGAGCUGAACUUGAAAAGAGAGUGACGGGGCGAUUGGGCGAACGCUUUUGGCAGACACAGGGGUUGCUGGUAGACGUGGGGGAGGAGGGUCUGUAUUAACGCCCCCCACCCCCGCCCCCAGCCGUUCCCGUCGCUCAGCACCUCAGUCUCCGCAAAUACGGCGGGAGGAGUGGAGGCGGCGACCGGACUCCCCAAGAGACGCGGGGCAGCGGCUGUGACCGCAUUUCGGAAGCUACUACAACAGGUCGCCUUUUUGAGACUCCUUUGGCGGGAAGGGCCACUUGGAAAGGGAAGGUUUGAAAGAGCUAAAAGGGAAGGUGGAAGGAUUCCCUAAUUCAUCAAAAGAAUACCACUGAGUGACUGUCCUUCCUCUCCUCUACCCUACACGUCACCUACUGACCCCACAGUAUCCAGACUAUGUCAGGGGAGAACUCAAAGACACCUGUUUGAAGAAGCUGCAGCAUCUAAAGUCACCUGUAUACUUAUUUGUGCCAGGGGUGGCCUGGUCCCACUGCUGGAGGAGGUUUGGUUCGGUUCUGUUGGGUGUGAUUGUUAGGACAUUGUAUUUUUUUCCCUUCAUACUCCAAAUACCUGCCUGGGAGGGAAACUUGCCCUUUUGAGAACUGUGACUUAACCAGGAGUCCUACCUUGGAAUAAGGGCGAUACCUCUGGACCACGUUUCCCAGUUGUCUUUUGUGGACGGAGCGAAGUGGGUGAUUGUGGCUAUUCUGACUGACCCACUGUAGAGUCACUGACUUGCCCUUCUCGCCCUCACUUCAAGGAACCAUGGCGGCGGGUGUAGCAGCAUGGCUGCCCUUUGCAAGGGCAGCAGCCAUUGGGUGGAUGCCUGUGGCCUCGGGGCCCAUGCCAGCCCCCCCGAGGCAGGAGAGAAAAAGGACUCAAGAUGCCCUUAUUGUGCUGAAUGUGAGUGGCACCCGUUUCCAGACGUGGCAGGACACCUUGGAACGUUACCCAGACACUCUGCUGGGCAGUUCUGAGAGGGACUUUUUCUACCAUCCAGAGACUCAGCAGUAUUUCUUUGACCGUGACCCGGACAUCUUCCGCCACAUCCUGAAUUUCUACCGCACUGGGAAGCUCCACUAUCCUCGCCAUGAGUGCAUCUCCGCUUAUGAUGAAGAAUUGGCCUUCUUUGGCCUCAUCCCAGAAAUUAUUGGUGACUGCUGUUAUGAGGAGUACAAGGAUCGCCGGCGAGAGAACGCGGAGCGUCUUCAGGACGAUGCCGACACCGACAACACCGGUGAGAGCGCGCUGCCCACCAUGACCGCUCGGCAGCGGGUCUGGCGGGCCUUUGAGAACCCCCACACCAGCACCAUGGCCCUUGUGUUCUACUAUGUUACGGGGUUCUUCAUUGCCGUCUCAGUCAUCGCUAAUGUGGUGGAAACAGUGCCAUGUGGGUCUAGCCCGGGUCACAUUAAAGAACUGCCCUGUGGCGAGCGGUACGCCGUGGCCUUCUUUUGCUUGGACACAGCCUGCGUCAUGAUCUUCACAGUUGAGUAUUUGCUCCGCCUGGCGGCGGCACCCAGUCGCUACCGUUUUGUGCGUAGUGUCAUGAGUAUCAUCGACGUGGUGGCCAUCCUGCCUUAUUACAUUGGGCUGGUGAUGACAGACAAUGAGGAUGUCAGCGGAGCCUUUGUCACGCUCCGAGUCUUCCGGGUCUUCCGGAUCUUUAAGUUUUCCCGCCACUCGCAAGGCCUGCGCAUCCUGGGCUACACGCUGAAGAGCUGUGCCUCGGAAUUGGGCUUCUUGCUCUUCUCGCUCACCAUGGCUAUCAUCAUUUUCGCUACAGUUAUGUUCUACGCAGAGAAGGGGUCUUCGGCCAGCAAGUUCACCAGCAUCCCUGCUGCCUUCUGGUACACCAUCGUCACCAUGACAACACUAGGGUAUGGUGACAUGGUACCAAAAACCAUAGCAGGGAAGAUUUUUGGUUCCAUCUGCUCGCUGAGUGGGGUCUUGGUCAUUGCUCUGCCUGUCCCAGUGAUUGUUUCCAACUUCAGUCGGAUCUACCACCAAAAUCAACGAGCAGACAAACGGAGAGCACAAAAGAAAGCCAGACUGGCCAGGAUCCGGGCAGCCAAAACUGGAAGUGCCAACGCUUACAUGCAGAGCAAACGGAACGGCUUACUCAGUAACCAACUUCAGUCCUCCGAGGACGAGCAAGCCUUUGUUAGCAAAUCCGGCUCCAGCUUUGAAACCCAGCACCACCACCUGCUUCACUGCCUGGAGAAAACCACGAAUCACGAGUUUGUGGAUGAGCAGGUCUUUGAAGAAAGCUGCAUGGAAGUCGCAACAGUGAAUCGUCCCUCGAGUCACAGUCCCUCUCUCUCUUCACAACAAGGAGUCACCAGCACUUGCUGUUCAAGACGACACAAAAAAACUUUCCGCAUCCCUAAUGCCAACGUAUCAGGAAGCCACCGAGGCAGCGUGCAAGAGCUCAGUACGAUUCAGAUUAGAUGCGUGGAGAGAACCCCGCUGUCGAACAGCCGAUCCAGUUUAAACGCCAAAAUGGAAGAGUGCGUUAAACUAAACUGUGAGCAACCUUACGUGACUACAGCAAUAAUUAGCAUCCCAACACCUCCAGUCACCACCCCCGAGGGAGACGACAGGCCAGAGUCCCCUGAGUACUCAGGGGGGAGUGUUGUCAGAGUGUCUGCUUUGUAAGACAAUUGGAAUCAAGUCUAAGAGAAUUUGAGCGCUGGCUGGGGAAAGAACCCCCACGUGGAAGGAAGAAGACACAAUACACUUUGUGCAGACAAAAACGACAAAGCAAGAAGGUUGGUAGGGAAACAAAAACAAGGCUUCCAAACUUGAGGAUGGAAGUAAAACCACCAAAUGGCAUUUCUAGACAGAGUCUGAUCUGUUGUUAUGCAGAGGAAUGGUCUGUGGCCCUUCGACUUUGUGAAUGAGCACAAUGAAAUGCCGCCUACUGAUGCUUCUUAUGACCAGAACUCUUUUUUAAUAAAAUAAACCUUUGAACAUAAUGUUCCAGUGGAAUGCAAAACAAAACAAAACAAAAAAAUAUGGAAAACAUUUUGAUAAAAAUUUUUCCUGUUAAACCCAUGAACAUUGGCUCUGAUGAAGAUGAUUACGUAUUAAAGAAGAAACUCCUAUGACAUAUUUGUAUUGACUGAAGGAAGCCAUCCUAAUGCAUGCUAGAAUUCUUUGGGACAGUGCUCUCAGUUUCCUUAUGUUGUCUUCAGAAUAGGCAUGAUAAACUAUAACUGUAGAAAGAGGGAAUUUCUGUGCACUUACAACAAACUGAUCAUUCAUGUUCCAUGGUGGGCUGUGCAAAUAAACUCCUUUUAGAACUGCAGUGUUGCUCAUGGGGAUGCUCACUAGUAACUCUCAAGUGUUCAGAUAAUUCCGUAUUAACUAUUAUUUUACCUUGCACCUAGAUACUGUUACAACUGCAAUAAUUCAUUGUACACACCUGUUGUACCAGGAAUCAGGAUUUUUUUGUUGUUGUAUUUAUUUCCAGAUCUUCAUAGAUAACAGUCAGAGCCGCAUUCCAUAGAAAAACUUCUGGUGUGGCCAGGUUUUAGAUAACUUUUUAAUCCGAAACCCUUGUGCCAUAAAUGUUUUCCUGUAAUAUUCUUUGGUCCACUGUAGCCCUGUGACAGUGCAUUAUCUGUUCCUGUAUUUCUAUAGCGCCUUCUUUUGGAUUUAUCAUCAUCAACUGGACGAACAUUUUCUAGUUCAAAUGACUUUCCUACUUUUGUAUUCCCCAACGAAUUAUCUUGUAAGUAGAUUAUCAUCAUCAAUCCCCUUGUCAAAAAUUAGAAAAGAAGGAAUUGACAUCUGUGAAUUAUCUCUCGCCUUUUUGCUGUUAUGGAAAAGCCCAGAUACUGGAUAUAUCACUGUAAGUUUCAUGAAAAGAACUGGCUGGGACUAAUAUCACAGGACCAGUGAUCCCCGAAUCUCCCUUGAUGUACUAUUUAUUUUGCUUUAGAUCUUGAAUACACUAUGAGAAUAACUAAUGUGAAUUGAAAUGCAGAGACAGACUGGAGCGCUUUAUGUAGCGGUAUUUGAUGAAAGCACGCUUUUCUGUGCCACUGGGGAAGGCAGCACAAAUUUAUCUCAGAAAGGUUCCUGUAUCUUGCAAGGAGCAAUUUCCUCCUCUAAAUCAGGAGGACGGGAGUUUGAUGAUGCAGAAUUGGUCUCUAUGUACAUUUAAGUGAAAAGGCUUGAUAUCUUUUCACCUUUAAAAUAUUAUCAGCAGACAUGUCUGCACGUAGACAGUGUAAAAAAGUUUUAUGUCAAAUGAAAAGUUUUGUUCAUUCCAAACCACCACUGUAAGGAGUAAAGUUUAGCUUCACUACAUGGAAAGAGUUAGUAAUUAUCCCUCUACUAUAGAGAUUUGAAAAUGCUUAUCGUAAAAUUAUCAUACAAGGAAUUAAUCCAACCAUUUUCAAGUAAAGCCAGAAAUUCUGGCUUCCCAUUUCUAGCAUAGCUUCUAGAACAAGGCUGUGCACACAGUAGAUUUACAAACACGUGCUGAGUGGAAGUCAGAUAAACUCUACUAUCUCUCGGGGAGAACUGGCUUUAUCCCUAGGGUGUCUUUUUAAAAGUUACUAAUCUUCCUGAAGUGUGAAUGUUAACAAUUAUAUUAACACCUGCCUCAUGUCACUUUAUGCUUCUAGAGCAAAUAUAUAGUGAAACUUCUUCGAUGGCACUUGUUGAAAAACGUUUUAAAAAAUAGAAUAAAGGAAACACAAUCAGGAACACUUAGGUCUCUUGAUUCCCAAUGAAAAAUUCUAUUUUCAUGUUCUUAAUACUACAUUUUAAAAAACACAGUUAGAUCCUUUCAGUUGACAGUUCUUUUCAACUUAUCAUUUAUCCAAAACUAUUCAUUUCUUUGGCUUUUGGAAAAGAAAAAAAAAAACUUUUUGGUGUUUUAGGUGAUUUAAAAAUACACUGUGUUGGUGGUGAAUGACUAUUGAUGCCUGUGUUAAGUGCAUCUGUAUUGUAAGUGAAAUGUGAUUAUUUCUGUGUACCAUAUGGAGUAACCAAGGUCAUGUGUUUUUGACAAUUUUGUUUGAAAUUCAUAUAUCUUAUUUCAGAGGAUAGCAUAAUAUCUGCAUUAUGCUGGAAAAAAAAAUAGACCUUUGGAGAAUACUUAAAUAAAACAUGUGCAUGCUUGAACAGGACAA
This is a messenger RNA of Camelus dromedarius (Arabian camel), 5544 nucleotides long. It is a transcript of the gene KCND2, whose product is annotated as potassium voltage-gated channel subfamily D member 2. Gene Ontology annotation, molecular function: A-type (transient outward) potassium channel activity; voltage-gated monoatomic ion channel activity involved in regulation of postsynaptic membrane potential; protein binding. Gene Ontology annotation, cellular component: neuronal cell body; postsynaptic membrane; voltage-gated potassium channel complex. Lineage: Eukaryota; Metazoa; Chordata; Mammalia; Artiodactyla; Camelidae. The transcript has 6 exons. Bases 1163 to 3055 code for a protein of 630 amino acids. Gene Ontology annotation, biological process: potassium ion transmembrane transport; protein homooligomerization. The record is from RefSeq and is a predicted model, not a curated record.